GGUUCCGCUUCCGGUGGGGCCGUCCCUAGCGGCGGAGAUGGCGGCGGCUGCGGCGGAGGCUUCGGCCUCGGGCUCUGGAGAAUCCCGAGAAGAGGCUGAAGCCCCCGGCCCCGCCUGGGAUGAGUCCCAACUGCGCAGUUAUACCUUCCCGACCCGGCCCAUCCCGCGUCUGAGUCAGAGCGACCCCCGGGCGGAGGAGCUUAUCGAGAAUGAGGAGCCUGUGGUGCUGACAGACACAAAUCUUGUGUAUCCUGCCCUAAAAUGGGACCUUGAAUACCUGCAAGAAAAUAUUGGCAACGGAGACUUCUCUGUGUACAGUGCCAGCACCCACAAGUUUUUGUACUAUGAUGAGAAGAAGAUGGCUAAUUUCCAGAACUUUAAGCCGAGGUCCAAUAGGGAAGAAAUGAAAUUUCAUGAGUUUGUUGAGAAACUGCAGGAUAUACAGGAGCGAGGAGGUGAAGAGAGGUUGUAUCUGCAGCAAACACUCAAUGACACUGUGGGCAGGAAGAUUGUCAUGGACUUCUUGGGUUUUAACUGGAACUGGAUUAAUAAGCAACAGGGAAAGCGUGGCUGGGGGCAGCUGACCUCUAACCUGCUGCUUAUUGGCAUGGAAGGAAAUGUGACACCUGCUCACUAUGAUGAGCAACAGAACUUCUUUGCUCAGAUAAAAGGCUACAAGCGAUGCAUUUUGUUCCCUCCGGAUCAGUUUGAGUGCCUCUACCCAUAUCCUGUUCAUCAUCCAUGUGACAGACAGAGCCAGGUGGACUUUGACAAUCCUGACUACGAGAGGUUCCCCAAUUUCCAGAACGUGGUUGGUUACGAAACAGUGGUUGGCCCUGGUGAUGUUCUUUACAUCCCAAUGUACUGGUGGCAUCACAUAGAGUCAUUACUAAAUGGGGGGAUUACCAUCACUGUGAACUUCUGGUAUAAGGGGGCCCCCACCCCUAAGAGAAUUGAAUAUCCUCUCAAAGCCCAUCAGAAAGUGGCCAUAAUGAGAAACAUUGAGAAGAUGCUUGGAGAGGCCUUGGGGAACCCACAAGAGGUGGGGCCCUUGUUGAACACAAUGAUCAAGGGCCGAUACAACUAGCCUGCCAGGAGUCGAGGCCUCCUGCCAGGUGACUGCUAGCCCGUCCACACCGCUUCAUUGAUGAGGACAGGAGACUCCAAACGCUAGUAUUGCACGCUGCACUU
Mesoplodon densirostris (Blainville's beaked whale) is the source of this 1191-nucleotide messenger RNA. It is a transcript of the gene HIF1AN, whose product is annotated as hypoxia inducible factor 1 subunit alpha inhibitor. Gene Ontology annotation, biological process: peptidyl-aspartic acid hydroxylation; negative regulation of Notch signaling pathway. Bases 38 to 1087 code for a protein of 349 amino acids. Gene Ontology annotation, cellular component: nucleus; cytoplasm. The record is from RefSeq and is a predicted model, not a curated record. The transcript has 8 exons. Gene Ontology annotation, molecular function: [protein]-asparagine 3-dioxygenase activity; peptidyl-histidine dioxygenase activity; ankyrin repeat binding. Lineage: Eukaryota; Metazoa; Chordata; Mammalia; Artiodactyla; Ziphiidae.